AUGAGGAAGCUCCUCGUGGAAGCAGCUCGGGUUGGCAGCCCCAGAAAUUAUUACCGCCUCGUUGUGCUCCCCCCAAUUGCCCGGUUCAUCCCCCCCCUCCAUGUGCACAAGAGCCCAUUUGGAAGCAAAAAGAAAAAAGAAAAAGUGGACAAAGAGACGAAGAAGCUUCGAAAUUUUUUGAAAAUAUCUGGUGGGAAAAAUGAAGCUCAUUUGGAAGAAGCGCACGAGACGAAGCGGAGUAAACGGAGUGAUGAAGAGAGAGACGAGCGAGGAAGGGCUGCCACCCCCACGCAGGUAGACUACGAAUCGUAUGACGUGAAGGCACAAGAAAUUCUUAAAGCGUUUGAAAAAAAAAUGAAAAAAAUAUAUGAAAAUAAUUUAAGUGUAGAUUUCUUUAACAGCAUGGUUAUCUCGAAAGAGAAGGAGACCUUCAGCCUCUCAGAUUUAGCCCAAGUGGUUGUGAAAUCAUCCAGGGUGAUCUAUUUUCUCCCGUACAUGGCUAGCGACGCGCAGAGGAUCAUUUACCAUUUGAAAAUGAAGGACAACACAUGGAACCCCACCAUGUCUAAUGACGGGCAGCAGAUUUUGUUGCACAUCCCUCCACUGACGGAGGAUGUAAAGUUAAAGAAAAGGAAAGAGGCGAAGGAUUUGUUGGAGAAAAUAAAAAACGACUUGCGGAAUCUGCGGCACAGGGUGCGCGACGACAUUGCCAGGCUUCUCCAGGGCGAGGAGUGGAAGAUCGUCGAGCGCAACAAGCUGGACGGUUACAUAAAGGCCAAGGUCAAGGCGGUCGAGGCGAUCUACGCGGGUUAUGCGGCGGAGUAG
This is a messenger RNA of Plasmodium vivax (malaria parasite P. vivax), 825 nucleotides long. RefSeq names its product ribosome recycling factor, putative. NCBI's taxonomy places the organism in Eukaryota, Apicomplexa, Aconoidasida, Haemosporida, Plasmodiidae. Gene Ontology annotation, cellular component: mitochondrion. Bases 1 to 825 code for a protein of 274 amino acids. The record is from RefSeq and is a predicted model, not a curated record. The transcript has a single exon. Gene Ontology annotation, molecular function: ribosomal large subunit binding. Gene Ontology annotation, biological process: translation.